Molecule: messenger RNA, 1077 nt
Organism: Strongylocentrotus purpuratus (purple sea urchin)
Lineage: Eukaryota; Metazoa; Echinodermata; Echinoidea; Camarodonta; Strongylocentrotidae
Exons: 6
Coding region: 128-604 (158 amino acids)
Source: RefSeq, a predicted model, not a curated record
GCACAACAGUGGUUGUUUACGUUUGGUAGAUCUGACCUCUGCCUGCCCGCGCUCUGCUCAUUAUGUCACUAGACUUCGUUGCCUGUAUAGUCAUCUUAGCAGUAUUUUCCAGCUUACUGUAGAGAAAAUGAAGAACCUCGUAUUUGUGAGCAUAUUUAGCGCAAUGGUCGCCAUCGGGACUGCACAUCUGUGCAUGCUGAGUCCUCCACAGCGCGGCUCGAUGUUGAAUAUCAACAAACCAGCAUCUCCGGACUGUGCAUUGCUGCCAGAGCCAUGUGGAGGUCGUAAUGCUAGCUUGGGAACUACUCUUGCUAUCAAGGAGGGAAGCAGGUUUGUUGUAGCCUUCCAGAAAAACUUGGAUCAUUUUUACCCAAGUAACCCUGGAAGCUUCAAGAUUUCUUUGAGCUUUGAUGAAGAGAAGACUUUCCAGCUCUUGCAGUUUCUUCCCGACACCUCUGACCCAUCCCUCACUCUCUACUAUAUGAAUGUCACUAUGCCUGCUAUGCCACUAAAGAAACCAGGGACAUUGAGAAUUGCUUAUGUAACCCAGAACCCAGAAGCUCCAGCCGUAUUCUACCAGUGUAGUGAUAUCAUGCUCUACUAAUGGACGAGGGUCUCAUACACAAUCAAAUUGGCAACUCGUUUCGUUGAACACCCCUUUGUUGCAUAUAUGUGUGUCCACAUAUUUACAUUUCAUAACCUGUAUCGUCAACUUGUAUUUCUAAAAUAUGUUAUCUCCAUAUGUCUGAAUGUUCCUACUGAGAUGUAUACCUCAAUAAUCUAUGUUCUAAGAACCCUAAGCAGGGGUCAGAUCUAGGGGGGGGGGGGGGUCAUAUGGGUCUGAGCCCCUUUCCCCCCUCCCCCAUUCGUUCCACCAAUUGUAUAUCUUACAUUUGAGUGUAUUCUAUAACCCUACAUACAUGUAUGUUCCUACAAGUGUAUUAUCCAGUAAUCAUAUAUACGGUAGAUCAACACCAGUAUGAUGUACAUGUAUAUUGUGUUGUGUUGUAUGUUACGUAUCUUAAUGCUUAAAUGUUUCAACACAUAAUUAAUGUUUCAAUUGUUUCAGGAUAGAAU